UAUGAAGCUCUUUGUGAUAACGUCGUGUCUGGCGAUAAGUCUGGUGCAUUGUAUCCCCCAACCCGUCACCCAAACCCCGGGAUAUACCCAGCUGUCGUCAGAACAAGUGAGGCACCUUCAGGAGAGAGGAUUUGGCGAAACAGUGAAGACAUUUGUGCCCACAGCAGCCUACAGGGAGGUGGAUAAAGACUAUGAACCUGACAGCACUGUACAUUUGAUUUGCAUGCCUCCAGGGGGAGACAACAUAUGCGAAAAGUCUUCGGAUUAUCACUUCGUAAACGACUUCUUGUACAAACCAGUGAACUUGGAGGAACACCAGCAGAAACCGAACGUAUCUUUGAGGUACUCCGACAGGUACUAUCCCGAGGUCUACCGCCAAAGGAACGACGAUUACGAUGAGGAACAACCGGCUCAAGUUCAACACCAACACUCUGUGCGGGUGCCAGUCCAACAACGUCUAGUCUCCCCUGCGAUUGUGCGAGUCCAGCCAGUAGCGCCCCAAGCCGUUCCACAACGUUUGUCGUCCACGCUCAAGCCCCAGGGUUCCACGGGACAAGUUUUUAGAUCGCCGGAAGAGAUCAAUAUUUCCCUGCAGCAAAGACGGCCUUUCCAGUACCCCACCUCGAAAUACGACGAUGAUGAUGACUAUUAGUUGUUGCGUAUAUUUAAGCAUUUUUGUACAUAAUUUAA
Messenger RNA from Anoplophora glabripennis (Asian longhorned beetle), 690 nucleotides. RefSeq lists its product as uncharacterized. The annotation marks the transcript as partial. The transcript is spliced from 4 exons. The record is from RefSeq and is a predicted model, not a curated record. NCBI's taxonomy places the organism in Eukaryota, Metazoa, Arthropoda, Insecta, Coleoptera, Cerambycidae.